AUGUCUUCCCCGGCCGUCUACGUUUCAGACAACGAAGACGAUAGUCAAAGAAUCCCUGUUCCCAGAGGGGACGAAGUUUUUACCCAAGCGGGAGAUAAAUUUAGUCCACAUUUCAGGUCCCAAUCGACCCAUGCUUCCCUUGGCGCCCUUCGUUGCCUUUGUAACAUUCUCCAGAAAUGGUGCGAGAGGGUUACUGAUGCGCGGAUCGCUUUUCCCCAAAUGGCUCCCAAAUUCCUUAGGUACGUCCUGAGUACCCUGACCGUUUCGGCGGAGGUAGGGUUUUCUCUCACCACCAGCGAACUCUUAGGGCUAUUUCGAGCCCGUGAUUCUGCGGCAGAGGGGAACCAAACUAUCCCCCGUCCAAUUGUUGACUUCUUAUCUUUCUUCCGAAUCGUUUCCGAGGGUGACACAAAUUGGAAUUCUUUCACCCUUCAACGUAUUCAUAAAGCGGGACUCGCUAUUAAGGAUGGUAAAACUCACCCUCUUGACCCUCCUCCUGAAGAGAAAGAUGUUUCGAGCUUGAAUGCUCGAGAUAAAAGAAAAAUUCAGGCUGAGAUUAAGGCUCUUAAGGAUCAAUUAUCCGAAAUUGGGAAAAAGAAGCGGAUAGCUGCAAUCUCCAAGGUUGGUAGCUUCCACAGGAAGACCCUCUUAGUUGAUAACGGUUCCUUAGAAGCGGCUUUGUCAAGUGCGGUGGAUUCUUAUGGAGCCGAUAUCUCUAACGACCCCAUAGUUGCCACCGCCAUUUGCUCUUCCGCACAAGAGAGGGAGAGAGAAGAAACUCCUCCUCUUUGCACAAAGAGGAAGGCUCCAGACUCGGAUACUUUAUCAAACGAGAGACUCAAAACUGUUAGAUUAAGUUCUCCGCCACGAGCCCCUAGCUUUCUGCAUUCUGUUUUCCCCUCUGUUGAACCUUCAGACUCUGAGCUCCCUUUUUCGGGAGACAGAGCAAUUCCAGAAGAAAUCGAUGAGCCGAGACCUGAGACUUCCCUGUCCCAAGGACUGAGUGUUAGGACUCAAAGCCCUUUAACCGCUUCGAUUUCUGAUGGAGAAGAGAUUGGAGACAUCUUCUGA
Molecule: messenger RNA, 1071 nt
Organism: Arabidopsis lyrata subsp. lyrata
Lineage: Eukaryota; Viridiplantae; Streptophyta; Magnoliopsida; Brassicales; Brassicaceae
Exons: 4
Coding region: 1-1071 (356 amino acids)
Source: RefSeq, a predicted model, not a curated record